Aphidius gifuensis is the source of this 1824-nucleotide messenger RNA. RefSeq lists its product as uncharacterized. Bases 26 to 1609 code for a protein of 527 amino acids. The transcript is spliced from 13 exons. Lineage: Eukaryota; Metazoa; Arthropoda; Insecta; Hymenoptera; Braconidae. The record is from RefSeq and is a predicted model, not a curated record.
UGAUGCUAUUAAUGAACAAACAAAAAUGAAUUUAACAAGUGUUGAUAGUAAAAAAAUAGCAAAUGAAAGUACAAAAAUAUUAACUUCAUCGAAAUAUGAUAAUUCGAUUCCAUUUGAAGCAUUCAUAACAAUAAGCCGUGAGCCGAUUGUCAAUCAAGAACAACAAGCAUUACCAUCAAAAAUUGAAAAUUCAAAAAAGCCAAUUGAAGAUAGUAUUAAUCAAAAAAUAACAAUUAUAAAUAAUUCAAAUAAACAGCAAAAAGAUGAAGAUAAUUCUAAAAAACGUCAAAUAUCAACAAUCGGUGAAUUGUUGAAUCAACUUGGAAUAUUUGGGAGACCAAGUGGUACAAACAAAACACCAGAAGCAUCAACGUUAACUUCAAUAUUUUCUAGACCAACUAAAAAAAAAAUUCGUGGUACAACUUCAAGGCCUUUUUCUCUUGAAUUUGAUGAUCUUCCUGAUAUUCCAGAUAGAAAUGAAACAUCACAGAGACAAGAAUUUGAUGAUGAAGAGGAAGAAGAAGAGCAAGGAUCUCUUGGCUCAAUUGCAGAUCUUAUACCACUUGCACUGCCGAUCCUAGAAGACCUCAGCAAUCCAGAAUCAGAGUCUGAUUUGAUAGAAGUUCUCGAGGCUGCGAUUCCAAUUAUCCAAGGACUCUCAGACGCUGAUGGUGAAAAUGGAGGAACACAAGAAUUAAUCAACAUGAUCGUUCCUGUAAUUAAAAAAAUUGUUGGGGGUAAAAAUGGACAGGGGAUUGAUCUCAGUGCAAUUGCAGCACCAUUGUUUAAUUUAUUAGCUCCAUUUAUUGGACCAUUAUUAGCGCCAGUUAUUGGUCCACUCAUUCGUACAAUAUCUAAUCCAUCACCAGAGGGUUCUUCUUUGGAAUCAUUAAUCACUGCUGUUCUAGGACCACUUACAACGCCUCAAGAACCAAGUAAAAUGUCACCAUUGUCAAUUGUCCUUGCUGGAACAACAGCAGCACUAUUAAAGGAAUUAAAACUUGGACAACCAGGUGGUUCUGAUUUGGGAGCACUUAUAUCAGCAAUUUUAACUGGUGUUAUAUCUGGUACAAGUGCUGGACUGAGUGGUGGACUGAGUGGUGGAUCAAGUGGUGAUUCAAGUCAUGGUGAACAUGUUGGUAGUCAUCAAGCAUACAAUCCUUACACAACUAAUAUACCAUCACCAGUUGCAUCAUCAAUUGUAAACUUUGGUUAUGCUAAUAGACCAUCACCUGGACCUCCAGUUCAUAGUCCUUUUUUUAUUCAUCGACCAAAUUAUUCAGCUAGUACUGUUAAUAUUGGAUCAACAAUUCGACCAGAAACACCAAGACCAACUAUUUAUAAUCAUCAUAAUUAUCAUCAAUCAACAACUCCACAUCCACAAAAAAUUCCAUCACCAAAACCAAUUAUAAAUAAUCCAGGAAGUUUUCCAGAUGCUUCAACUGAUGUUCAACAUGAACACGUACCGAAUGCUGUUCCAGCACACACAGUUAAUCCACUGGCUUUGAUUGGUGACACAAUCAAAGAUGUUCUUGGUGCUGGUGGACAAAUUGUGACAGCAUUUAUAAAUGCAAUUGUUGGUAUUUUUGGUGGAUCAUCACAGUCUUGAUACAUUUUUAAAUUUGAAAAAAAAACAUUUGUUUAUACGUUAAAUAAAAAUAGAUGAUUGAUUGAAUUUUUUUGUUUUUUGGUACCUGUUAUGUAUUGAUGAAUCCAGUUGUUAAAUUAGCUAUUAUUUGUUGGACAAAUUUCACUCUUUUUGCGUGAUUAUCGAGCUGGAAAAUCCCAUAUAUCACUGUCAUUCGAAACAGUUGAUGCGUAACC